Amblyraja radiata (thorny skate) is the source of this 5556-nucleotide messenger RNA. RefSeq names its product SR-related CTD-associated factor 8 (gene scaf8). The coding region runs from base 250 to 3759 and encodes 1169 amino acids. Gene Ontology annotation, molecular function: RNA binding. The transcript has 22 exons. Gene Ontology annotation, cellular component: nucleus. NCBI's taxonomy places the organism in Eukaryota, Metazoa, Chordata, Chondrichthyes, Rajiformes, Rajidae. The record is from RefSeq and is a predicted model, not a curated record.
GCUGUGGGCGCAGUGAUUGUCCGCUGUGUGUGUGUGUGUGCGCUGCUGCCGCCGCCAUGUUGUCUCACUGCAGCUGCACCAACGCCGCCGCCUCCGCCGCCGCCAUGAGGGAGAAGCGCUGCCGCCGCCGUCACCGAGUCUGACUCCGACGCAAACCUCCACCACCUUCCCCAUCUCCAUCACCUCCUCCCCCCACCCCCACCCCCACCCACCCUCCUCUCUCAGGCGAGGGGACAGCAGCGCCGAGCCAUGGAGGCCGUCAAAGCCUUUAAUAACGAGUUGUACUCCUUAAAUGAGUAUAAACCACCUAUCUCCAGGGCUAAAAUGAACCAGGUGACCAAGUCUGCUAUCAAGUCGAUUAAGUUCUACAAACAUGUGGUACAGAGUGUGGAAAAGUUUAUUCAAAGGUGUAAACCAGAAUACAAAGUCCCAGGGCUGUAUGUUAUCGACUCAAUUGUGCGCCAAUCUCGUCAUCAGUUUGGUCCAGAAAAGGAUGUGUUUGCUCCCAGAUUUUGCAAGAACAUCAAUACAACUUUCCAGAACUUAUACAAAUGUCCUGCUGAUGACAAGAGCAAGGUGGUACGGGUACUGAACCUGUGGCAGAAGAAUGGUGUGUUCAAAAGUGAGGUCAUACAGCCACUUCUGGAUCUGGCAGCAGGGAUUCCACCGCCCUCUGUUACCCCUGCUGCUGCCAGUACUGCAGCAACUGUGAGCAGCAACACACCAGGAACUCCAGCUACACCUGCUACUCCAGCUAAUGUGCAGAAUUUACCUGAUGCAUGGGCCUCCAUCUCCCAGCUUUCUAGCUCUGACACAAUUGCUGCUGUUGCACAGCUUCUUCAGAGUCCCCAAGGCCAACAGCUCCAGCAGUUGGUACAGAAUCUUCAGAUGCAGCAGCAAAAACCUCAGCCAUCUCUACUUCAGGCUCUUGAUGCUGGGCUUGUCGUCCAACUCCAGGCCCUGACAGCACAGCUGACAGCAGCAGCAACAGCAAAUACACUCAACCCAUUGGAACCUAGGCUCAAUUUUAAUAAGAAACUCCUAGAUAGAUUUGAAUAUGAUGAAGAGCUUGAUCGCUCAGAUGAAACUAAGAAAGAAACGUCUACUACAUCCCAGCUACCUCUUGUGACUGAGACCAUGAACACGUCACUUUUUCAGCAGCUGGCUGAGCAGUUCCAGCAACAAAACUUUGAGCAGCUUCGGCAACAGUUAAUGGAACAGCAGACCCAGCAGAAUACAACAUUGGAUAGUCAAGAGGUAACUUUUGGAUCUGAACCGUCAGUCACCCCUUCCCAAGGCAGCACUCAACAACAACAAGAGCAGGAAAUAAAAGUGGAGGAUCCACUUGAGGAACAGCAGCAGGAUAUGGAUAUUGAUGCACCUGAUGGUCAGGACCUUAUUGAAGAAGAAAUAUUUCAGCAGGAAGAAAAGAAAAUUUUAGUGCGUUCAAGAUCGAGGACACGCUCAAGGUCCCGUUCAAGGUCACCACGAAAGAAAAGGUCCAGAUCUCGGUCAGGCUCUCGCAAACGUAAGCAUCGGAAACGUUCGCGGUCACGGUCAAAAGAGAGGAAAAGAAAGUCCUCGCGAUCAUAUUCCAGUGAAAGAAGAGCAAGGGAACGUGAAAAAGAACGUCAGAAAAAGGGCCUUCCACCUGUCCGGUCCAAGACUCUUAGCGUAUGCAGUACCACGCUAUGGGUUGGUCAAGUGGACAAAAAAGCAACACAACAGGAUAUAACAAACCUUUUUGAGGAAUUUGGUCAGAUUGAGUCAAUAAAUAUGAUACCUCCUCGAGGAUGUGCGUAUGUUUGCAUGGUUCAUCGGCAAGAUGCUUUUCGUGCUCUUCAAAAAUUAAGCACCGGAUCCUUUAAAAUGGGAUCCAAAAUUAUUAAGAUUGCAUGGGCUUUAAACAAAGGUGUGAAACCUGAAUAUAAACAAUUCUGGGACGUCGACCUUGGAGUCACAUAUAUUCCGUGGGAGAAAUUGAAAUUAGAUGAUUUAGAAGGCUUCUCUGAAGGAGGCAUGAUUGACCAAGAAACCGUUAAUAAUGAGUGGGAAUCUAGGAAUGCUGAGCCAGUAAAGGAGACUGUGCCCCAAACCGUCACUACUGAUAAUACUCCGCCUACUUCUGAGGGAGAGACAUUCACUCAACCCGUCACAUUGCCACCUGUUCAACAGAAGCAGCAAAUGGAUGAUAUUAAGUUUAUUCCACAACUUCAAGAAGAGGGUCCCAUGCCUGAAUUAUUAUUACGUGACCUUUGUUGGUCGGGCAAAACGGAUAAUCGGAUUCCAGUGACUCCAACUGUCUCAGCGAUUGGAAUGGUGCAGCCACCAGCCUUUCCUGUGUCAAUGUCCAUACCUCCACCAGGCUUCAACCCUGCUAUUCCGCCACCUCCAUUCUUAAGGCACAGUUUCAAUCCUUCACAUCCUCCUCCAGGGUAUCUACCACCGCCUCCCGUUGUCCCACAUCCAGUUGUUGGACCGUCAAUUCCUCCAGUACAGACCUCUCUAGUUUGUCCGCCUCUCUCAGACACCCAAGACAGUGCAAAGGAUUCCUCAUUUGGAAACCUCCUUUCGCAAAUAGCCUCUGGUCACAGCAAUCUCCCAACUCCUAAUAUUCCACCAGGAGGUUUGUUUAAUCCAGUUGGUGCACAGCCUCUCCCAACUGGUGCAAGUAGAUCAAAGGACCUGGGCACAUCACGCACAGGCAACCAGACAUCAACAGCAGAUACGACAUCUACAUCUGGACCAGGAACUCAAAGUGCAGGAUCGAGUGGGUCUGUCUUGGGAAUGCAGCCUUCAACGCCUGCGCCAGGGCCACCAAGUUUACCUCCACCAAGUAUGACUGGAUCAAGACUGACCGGAGUGCUCUCGAUGGAUGUCCGUCCUGGAAUGAUGCCACCCUCAUCAGGGCAACGGUUUCCAUUGCUGAUGCCACCACAGCCAAACAUGCCCCCUUCAGUAGCAAUUGAUGGAUCUCAUCAACCAGGAUCCAGAGCUCCUUUUCCACCAGGAAAUACUUUCAAUAGGCUUGAAGGUACAUUCACAAGAUCUGGGGUCCCUAAUGUUGAGAGCAGCAGAAAUGUGAGCCAAGGUACAGGAGAUGAAAGACGAUCUGCUGGAAACGAUAACACUUUUCAACGAGACAAUGUGCAGCAGGAAGGUGAUCGAGAUUACCGCUUCCCACCAGUAGAUAAUAGAGACAAUCUUGGCAGACGUGAGCAGUUUGGAUUUGGGCCUGACCAAAGAUGGGGCUCGAGAGAUUUUGAUGAGCGUCGAGGUGUGCCCUUUGGGGCCCCUAAAAGUUUUCAUGAUGAUCAUGAAAGAUUUGGCGGAAGAAAUUUCAGGUUUGAUGGCAGAACUGGCCCGAUGUGGAGCCGAGGUUUUGACCAGGAAACUCACCGAGAUUUUGAUGAUCGAAGCAGGCCUUGGGAACGUCAGAGAGAUCGUGAUGACCGUGAUUUUGGGUUUCGCCGAGAUGUAAAUGGCAGCCGUUUUGGGAGAGACAGAGAGCAAGAUCAUUGGGUUCCUCCACGGCAUAGGUUUGACUUUUAUCAAGGGACCACUGAUCAUGAAAAAUCUGAUGAUAGGCCUCGUGUAAAUGGUGAUUUCUCAGAAACAGACAGCCAGCCGCCAAACAAGGAGCUUGCAAACAAUGACCCAGAAGUGUCUGUGAGUCUUGCAUCUUCAUCAGAUGAAAGCGAGAAGGAUGACUUAGAAAAUCAACCUGUAACAGAAAAUACAGAUACCGAGGGGACAUAAUGUCGCAUACAAUGGCAGCAUUUUGUAUAGGUGGUCAUCUCUGCAGUGGACAAAAUGGGUGACUGGAACUUGAAAAAAAAGUCACUGUUGUCUGCAAGACAGAAUUUAAUCCGAUGUACAUCUUUCACUCUAAUAACUGAAGUUAAUGUGUACAACUGACCUGUACAGACUGUUGUUCUUUAGUUGAACACGGUAGGUAAUGACAUUUUUUUUUUCACGCUUAGAGGCCAGAACUCCCAUAUUUCUUCUAACUUGAGAAAGAUUAUAAUAGCUUGCCAUAAAAAAAAAUUUAAUUGACCUUCCUAUGGAAGAAAGGUAAACUUGUAGCUGUUACAGCUGGGAUGGAAUAUUGGUGGUAACAGUAAUACUUGAAAAAUGGGCAUAAUCUGCAUUUUUCCAUCCUCUGAAGCUGCUACAAUAUUUAAAUUUAAUGCUUUGAAAAUGAGUUUUUGUUUUAGAUUUUAUCCUGUUGACAGCAAGCGCCUAGCCCUUUCAAAGAGAGCAGUGCAGUACUGAGGUGUAGAAGAAAAUUGUAAUACUUUCUGUUUUGUAAAAAAAACACGUUUUAAAGUCCUCUUAUAGUCUGGUCUCUGUUAAUCCCUAAAAUAAAUGUUUGUGAUUUGUCCCUCGUACUGCAGUGAGUAACGGCUGGAAAAAAAUCAUUUGAAUGUUGGGUGCAUUCUGUUUUUAGAUGCUAAUAAAACGUUUGUUUGAUAAUGUUGUGAUCUUCAGUUUAUCUGUUUUCUUUGAGAAGGGAAGUUUCCAUCAAAAAUGCAUUCAAGAUUUGAUUUAGCAUCUGGAGAUGCAGGAAAAAAUCUGAAUAGAAAUCGAGACAGGUGUUCAUAGCAACUUUGUAUUGUAAGACCUAUAAUUUGUUAGAAUUUCCUUUUUCAUUGCCAAUCCUAUUUUUCUUUUGUGCAUCUUCCAAGAACAUUGGACACACUCGCCCCCAGACUUGUCCAAUACCUCUAUCCCAUUGCAUGACCAUCCAGCAGAGAUGGAUAAUGUCAUAUUUCCUUGAGAAGGAAUGUCUGUAAUAAAACACUCCAUCUAGUGGUUUAUUUGACAACAGAGUCAAAUGAGCUUGAACAAAGCAGAUGCUUAGCUUGAAUUGUGGAAUCUCUUGAUACCUUUGAGACAUUUAGAAAAGAUUGGUAAAAUAAAUUGGCUGGUUAGAACGAACAUGUUUCACAGUUGAUUGUAAAACAUGUAAUGGUUAUUUUCUGAGAAAGCUAAUGCCAGUGCAAUGGCACAGCAAGAAUCUUCAUGAAAUGUAGUCAAACCUAUUUCUGACUCCACUGUCAAUAGUUUUGUAGCACAUUAGACGGUAAUGUCUGGCCCUCCCAAUUUAUAGAUGCUUGUGCACAUUGAUAGCAUGUGCCAGAUUCACCUUGUGUAGUAUUUACAGCAAUUCCGUUUUUUUUGGAAGUCUGGGAUUUCUAGUUUAACAAUGCAUUGAAUUUUGAUUAGAGCAGAUUGGCAGCUUUUUGUUAACAUUUCUGCAGUAAUAACUUCCAAUUAAUAGUUAGUGUUUGAAGAUUUAAUUCUGCUGCUAAUCAUUUUGUAGCUUGUUUUGUGUUAUGUUAUUUUACGAUGAGUAAACACCACUGUCACAUGCCUAAAUCUAUAUUUCAAGGGAGAUAAAGAGUAUCAUGCCCUCUUUAGAAUUUUGACCAGAUAGAAAUGCAUGUAGAAUUCAGCACUGCGGUUACAUUUUUUGUGAAAUGUAUUUGGAGAGUGGUUAAUGAAACGUUUUUUCUGUGCUUGGCAAAAGUAAUAAAGCAAUUGUUAACCAAA